AUGACGAACAAACAAUCACUCUUCGACACACCAUUCGACCAGCUCCCAAACCCGAAGCAAGUUUGGAUGGGAGUGCCCGGAAGUCGAGAAGAAGGCCUGGGAAAGCUCACCAUGUUGACCCCCGAAGUAGUUGCCGCGGCCGCAGCAACGGAGAUCAAAACCGGUCGACGGGUGACCAUGGCCUGGGAAUUGACUAAACUAGAUUAUCCGAAUCUGAAUCGCCAACCAUGCCAUCACCGCAUCGUCCCUUUGCUGGACGGUGUGGCCUUUGACGACAUCUAUACGAUGAAUCCUCAGCAAAGCAGCCAGUGGGAUGGCCUACGACACUUCUCGCAGAAAGUCCCGGGCCGAUCCGAGCGCGUUUUCUACGGCGGCACAACGGCGGAAGAGAUCAAUGAUCGGAAUAAUGACCGGAUAGGCAUGCAGCACUGGGCACGCGAGGGCUUGGCUGGUCGUGGAGUACUCAUCGACUACGCGACAUGGGCCGAGAAGCGCGGUAUACAGUAUAGCACGUUCUCAAACCAUCAAGUCAAGCUACGCGACAUCUUACAAAUCGCCAACGAAUGCGAUAUCGUGUUCCACAGAGGAGACAUCCUCUUCGUCCGGAUAGGAGUCACCAGAGAAUGGGAUACAGUCAUGACGCGCGCUCAGAAGCAGCAAUACGCCGACGAUGCGAACCCGCAGCACGCAGGUGUCGAGGCCACCGUUGACGUGCUUCGUUGGCUAUGGGAUACAGGAUUCGCAGCCAUUGCGAGCGAUGCGAUCAGUUGGGAGGUCUAUCCACCGCAGUCGUCUGAUAUAUUUCUCCAUGAAUACGUCCUUGCAGGCUGGGGCAUGCCGAUCGGAGAGCUCUUCGACCUCGAGGCGUUGGCACGCACAUGCGAAGAGCUGCAGCGCUGGACGUUCUUCGUCACCUCUGCACCUUUGAAUAUGCCCGGGGGAGUGUCCUCACCGCCGAAUGCUAUGGCCAUAUUCUGA
This is a messenger RNA of Aspergillus homomorphus CBS 101889, 978 nucleotides long. RefSeq lists its product as uncharacterized. The record is from RefSeq and is a predicted model, not a curated record. The transcript has 5 exons. NCBI's taxonomy places the organism in Eukaryota, Fungi, Ascomycota, Eurotiomycetes, Eurotiales, Aspergillaceae. The coding region runs from base 1 to 978 and encodes 325 amino acids. Gene Ontology annotation, molecular function: arylformamidase activity.